AUGAUUUUUUUAAAUAAAACUGCAUUUACUGCUAAUAUUGGAAGAUUAUCUUCCAACUUUUGUUUUACUAAAGAAGGAAAUCAUAAUAAACGAGAUCCUCGAAUAGUUGGUGGAAAUGAUGCAGAAAAAAAUGAAUUUCCCCAUAUGAUUAGUUUAAAAUUUCGUGGUGGACAUUUAUGUGGUGGUAGUAUUAUAAAUGAAAAUUGGGUAUUAACAGCUGCUCAUUGUCUUUGUAAUGGAUUUAAUGAACAAGUUAAAAUUACCCUUAUAAAAGGUGUAGCUGGAUUAUAUAAAAUUUCUGAUAAUGAUAAAAAUUUUGAAAGUGCAGAAAAUUAUAAACCGUAUGAGUUUAAUUUCAAAAGAGCUGUAAUUCAUCCUAAAUACAAAUGUGCAAAAUCUGAUAAUGAUUUAGCAACAGUUAUUGGUUGGGGAUGGACAAAUGAGGAUCGUUCUCAAGGUGUUCGGUCAGAUAUUUUACAAAAAGCGAAUGUUAGAGUUUGGAAUAAUGUUCUAUGUCAGCAAUCUUUUGCAAAUAACCACAAGAAGAAUAUAAUAUUGGAAACGCAUUUGUGUGCUGGAUAUGAAAAUGGAGGAAUUGAUUCAUGUUGGGCUGAUUCUGGUGGGCCACUUAUAUAUGAGAAUAAAUUGAUUGGAGUUGUUUCAACUGGAAUAGGUUGCGCUAGACCAGGAUUGCCUGGAAUUUACACAAGAGUAAACAGAUAUAUUGACUGGAUAUUGGAUGUUUUGGAAACUUAA
Messenger RNA from Condylostylus longicornis, 756 nucleotides. RefSeq names its product trypsin-4-like. Bases 1 to 756 code for a protein of 251 amino acids. NCBI's taxonomy places the organism in Eukaryota, Metazoa, Arthropoda, Insecta, Diptera, Dolichopodidae. Gene Ontology annotation, biological process: proteolysis. Gene Ontology annotation, molecular function: serine-type endopeptidase activity. The record is from RefSeq and is a predicted model, not a curated record. The transcript is spliced from 5 exons.